GUUUUAAGUGGUGCUUAAGUAAUUAUCACAGUAAAACUACUUUUUGGUUUAAAAAAUAAACAAUACACGCACUAAUAGUCAUUCCCCUAUCAGUGCCAAUUGGCAAUAUUUUAAUUACAUUGCCUGUCAUGAUUAUAGCUGUAUGAAUAACUGAUUUUUAAUAAGAUGUAAUUAAAAUACAACUACAUAGGACUCAUUAGAAGAAAAUUUAAACAUAAAAACGAAUCCGUUUAUACUGAAAUUUAAUUUUCAAAUUUUGUCACGUGAAUUUCAUCAUUACCCGAUAUCUGUGUCAAAUGACCAAUAUAUUUUGUCGGGUUACCAUUACAUCUGUCAUGUUGUCACCCCCGCACCCUUCAGUUCACCGAGUGUCACGGAUCGGAGUGCACGUCGCGGCAGCUUGCAGUUACAAUAAUAAUGAAUAAACGAAACGAAAGAAAACGAAAGAUUGACUCCCAAACUUCGAAGGAAGCACAAAGGUUAUAUAAAAGACGUAGAUAUGCCGAAAUUAAAGCUGACCCUGAACUUUACGAAAGACAAAAAGAGAAAGAAAGGGCAAAAUAUAUUAAAAAAAAGGAAAAAAAACAAGUAGUAGGCAUAAAUGAAAAAUCACCACGUGAAAUAAGACAACAAAGAAAAAAAUGGCGAGAAGCAUCGAAAAAAUAUAGGUUAAAAAAGAAACAGGAAAUUAAAUUACAAACUAUACCGCAAGCGAUUUUCGUUGAAGCCCAAGACGACAUCAAUGCUGAUAAUGAAGAACACAUCCAAAAACCUGAUCCCCUGCACAGGCCGGAAUCGAAAAGUAUCCUAUUGCGAAAAAUUCGAUACAUCGAGCAGAAGAAACGAAAAAUUCUUCAAAAUUAUAUUAUUCACCUAAAAAAGAAAAAUGAUGCCCUUAGGAAGAAAAACACCGCACUUGAAAAAAAAAUUGAACUACUGACAAAUAAAAAAAAUAUUAAACAAAAGAUACCUACGAAAACCGACAAAUUAAAAGAUGUAUUAAUACAACAACGACAAAAAGAAGAUCGGAGAACUAACACGGCUUUGGUGAGACUGGUCAAAAAUUUUUAUAAUGAUGAUAGUAACAGCACACUUGGCGCAGGUAAGAAAGAAUAUAUUACCCGACAAAAAAUUCAAAAACAGAAACGUUACUUAAACUACCCGCUGAAAAUGUUAUACCGUAAAUUUCUGGAUACACACACUGUUAAGGUAAGCUAUGGAUUUUUUUGCAAGUACAGACCGUUCUGGGUGCUCUUACCGAAACAAAAAGCUAGAGAUACCUGCAUGUGCAUAAUACACUGCAACAUUGAUUUGCUUCUUAACUGCCUUUAUAAAGCUUCUAUUAUUCAACCAAAAAACUACCAAGAGCUACUCUCACAAGUAUGUUGUAAUGUACGAAAAGAAGAAUGCUUAUCACGAAAAUGUCAUGUAUGCAAAAACAAAGCUGUUAUAGCAUGUAACGAGUUCUCAAAUGAUCAGUUAUUGAUCUAUAAUCAAUGGGUUCGCUGCAAAAAUACUGUGCGACCAAAAAAGGGCACAGCCAAAGUUAAUAUGAUAACCACAAAAAAACAAUUUCUUGGAUCUCCACUUGAAGUGCUUGACACCCUUAAUGAACAGUUACCAAAAUUUUUUGAACACUGCUAUAAAAUUCAAACGCAAUAUAUCAACAUGAAGAAUUUAAAAGAAACUUUAACAGUAUCAGAAGCUAUUAUACACAUUGACUUCUCAGAAAACUAUAGUCUUAAAUUCGGAACCGAAGUUCAAUCAUUUCACUUUGGUGGAAGCCGUAAAGAAGUGACACUUCAUACUGCUGUGGUAUAUACCUUCGACUUCCAGCAUAGCGCAAUUGGAACAACUUGUGUUUGUACCGUCAGUCCAUGCGUAAGGCACGAUCCUUCUGCUGUUUGGGCUCAUUUGAUCCCCCUCAUAGAUGUGGUCAUAAAAGCAAACCCAUUUAUAGAAACUCUUCAUUUUCAAUCAGACUCACCCACAUCACAAUAUCGGAAUAAAUAUAUAUUUUUUAUGAUAACUCAAUUAUGGAAAGAUUUUCCAAACAUAAAAAAAGUUACAUGGAAUUAUACUGAAGCAGGGCACGGAAAGGGUGCCCCUGAUGGCGUAGGCGCGGUAUUAAAGCGGACUGCUGAUUCUCUUGUUAAUUGUGGACAUGAUAUCGGGACAUUUGAACAGUUUUUGAGAUGUAUUCAAGAAAACAUUCAAAAUAUUGAAAUACUACAAGUAACUGAAGAAAAUAUUAAAGAUAGAGAAAGGCACCUGAAAACUAAUUUGAAACCAUUUAGUGGCACCCUUUCCGUGCAUCAAGUGAUGUGGGAGAGAUAUUCUAACUAUUUAACUUUUAGGAAAACCAGUUGUUUUGCAUGCGAGGUAGGAAGCGUAUGUGAACAUGGAAAACACUUAGGUUUUCAUAAAAUACCAUUGCCAGAUGAUCUAAAAGAGUCACAACAUCAGCUAGAUGAUGGUGGUGUUGUGACUCUUGCAUCUACAAGACCACCUAAGCGAAUACUCUCUAAUAUUACUAAUACCCCUAUACCAUCAACAUCACGAAUAGUGACGCUCAAAGGGAAGCAAGCAGCUAACAUCGUUUUUUUGAAAAAAGCCUAAAUGACCAAUUAACAGUAUACUUAUUUGAUUUCUUAUUUUUAAUUUGACAUAAAUAAAAAUUGUGAUUAAACUUUUAAGAAAAACUAAUCAAUAAGACCAAAAAUGAGACCAAAGAUCAGAGUAAUGAAUAAAGAGGAAGUAAAUUUAAAAGGUUUUCCACUUUGUCGUCGACAUCGGUCGGCACUCCGACCGACGGCAAGUUCCGACCGAUGUUUUCAAUGCAGUUGGCUCUGCGGCAAAGUACCGCUUGACUUUGUCUACUUGAUUAAAACUGUGAUCAGGGUAGAUAUUUAGAUUUAGUUUCUUCACUUUGUCGCAAAAUGUCGCUUGUCUUUAUCUACUUAAACCUGUGAUCUAAAUAUAAAAAAACUUUACUUGUAGUCUAAGAUCCGAUUAAGGAGAACCUUCACCGAGCUGUUUAAUGGAGGAAAAUGAUUUUAUAUUAAAUCUAAUAUAUUAAAUACUAAAACGCGAAUGGUUCGCCAAAGAAAUUCCUGGCAUAACAUUUUAUUUAAUUGAUUUUUUUAAAGGCACCAAUGUGUUAACGAAUAAAUUUAAUACUAAACGAAAGGCAUCAUAGCCUAUAGAAUUUAUAUACGUUGAGUUUUCUAUUUGUUUCCUGGUAUAACUACUGGGCUGUCAGGUAUAAACAAGUAUGUCGAUACGUAGCAUGCUAGGAAAGGAAAAGAAAAGUGAAAGUUUUUAUAUUCAAUGAGCUAUGAUGCCUUUCGUUUAGUAUUAAAUUUAUUCAUAAAGCAAAUAGGCAUUAAAAAAAGUCAAUAAAAAAAUUUAUAUAAAAUAAUUUUCAUCCGUUAAACAGCUCGGUGCAGGUCCUCCUUAAUCGUAUCCUCUACUAUUGUGACGACUUAAUAACGAAUUUUGAUAUUAUUUUUGUGUUUACAUAUUGUGUGUACAUUAACAUAUAAGAGAAGAAUUGUUACGACAUUUAAAAAUUAUGUUAACAGAAUUUAUUGUGAUUGUGUAGUUUUUAAUAUUAAAGAUUUUAAGAUAAAAAUCA
Helicoverpa zea (corn earworm) is the source of this 3637-nucleotide messenger RNA. RefSeq lists its product as uncharacterized. Lineage: Eukaryota; Metazoa; Arthropoda; Insecta; Lepidoptera; Noctuidae. The transcript has 2 exons. The coding region runs from base 418 to 2619 and encodes 733 amino acids. The record is from RefSeq and is a predicted model, not a curated record.